Closterium sp. Yama58-4 is the source of this 1449-nucleotide messenger RNA. Lineage: Eukaryota; Viridiplantae; Streptophyta; Zygnematophyceae; Desmidiales; Closteriaceae. The record is from the annotation of a GenBank genome assembly.
AUGGGUCCCCCUCGGCGCACAUGUUGUCCGCCAUCGCAUUCCCCCCCCACCUCUCGCCUCCGCCUCCCUUUCCGCCUUUCCCUCCGCGUACUCUCCCCCAACACUCUCCUGCUAUGCGUGCUCGCAACGUUCGUCCUCUCCGCAUCACGCGCCGCAGCAUAUGGCGCUCCGGGAGGCGCAAUGGCCACCUUUUACGGCGGACCCGACGCGUCGGGCACUUGGGGUGGUAACUGCGGUUACGGCAAUCUCGUGCAAGCGGGUUACGGCAUCCUCGUCGCGGCGGGAAGCCCCCCUCUUUACAAGGGCGGGAAGGGAUGCGGCGCUUGCUACCGCGUGAAAUGUACCAACAGCACGUAUUGCAACAAGGGCGUAUCCAUCGUGGUCGCUAUAACGGAUCUCUGUCCCGGCGGGGGAUGGUGCUGUCCCACCUGUCGCCACUUCGACUUGAGCGAACCUGCUUUUAUCGCGCUUGCGAACCGCGCCGCUGGCUUCGUUCCUCUCUCAUACGAACAAGUGCCAUGUGUUUUCUCCAACAACAUUCGCCUCACCGCAACCGGGUCGCCUUUCUGGCUUAAUCUCUUGAUUCGCCAAGUCGCGGGUCCCGGUGACCUUUCGCUUGUCGAAGUGAUGGACUCGAAUUCGCCUACGUGGAGACCGAUGCGACACGACUGGGGUGCGAAUUGGGUGUACGAAUCUUUCCUUCAGGCGCCUCUCAAGUUUCGCCUAACUUCGCUCACUGACAACCAGCAGGUGGUUACCAACCCCAACUGCCUCCCGGCUGGUUGGGUUCCGGCGAAGGACUACGACUGCAACAUUCAGUUUUCGUUCCCUGGCGACGGGAUGGAUGGUAACCACGGAGGGCCCCACGGCGACGGAAGCGGAUUAUCAGAUGCCGCUCCCAGGAAUCGAACCAAGGUCAUUCGGCCCAUCAAGAAAAAUAAGUCUCCAGCCAAGAGUCCCAGUACCCCAAAAACUCCCGGCAAUCCCAAGAACCCCGGCACUCCCAAGUCCCCGGGUAAAUCACCCAGCAAGCCUCCUGCGACCAAUUCACCUGGCAAACCGCCCGCCAAACCUCCUUCCAAAUCGCCGCCGACUAAGAACGGCAACAACGGAAGCAAGGACAACAAGAGCGGGAACGACAAUGGGAACAACAACGGCAACAAAAAUGGCGGAAGCAAAAACACCAAUAAGGGCAAAAAUGGAAGCAACACGAACAAAGGCGGUGGCAGCAGCAGCGGUGGGGACAAGAAGGAAGGAGGGCAUCCUCCUAACGUUGGGCACCAUCCCGAGGGAGUGGGCCAUAGACCUGCAGACCUGCAGGUGUGGGUCACCACAAGCCUCGGAAAGGAGGUUCGGCAUCAUCAGCUUCGGCAGCGGUUGUACCAGCUGCUCCGAGUGCGUCUGUGGGUGUACCAGCUGCUCCGAGUGCGUCUGUGGGUGUUGGAGUAA